AUGUUUGAUAUCGUAUCAAACCACAAGAUAGUAGGGUUCCCCGAUGGUAAUAUCAUAAGUCUAUGUCCCACUAUCGACUUACUUGUCAUCUCCAUGAAUAAAAUGUCCAUAUGGGUGUUCAGAUUAAACGGAGAAAGGGUGUAUUCUGUCAAUAACAAAUCUCCCAUAAUUGAUUUGUGUUGGAGUCCUGAUGGGAAAUACUUUGCUGUUAGUGGUAUAGAUAACAAAGUGAAGAUUUACGAUAGUAAUAAUGGAUCCUUAAUCAAUGAAUUCGAAUCUGCGUCCAUAAUGUCUUUGACUUGGUCAGCAUUGAAUCAAUCAUUAGAUAAUGAAGAAUUAUUUCACAUCGAUAUACUAAGUAACUUACCACAAUUAUCCAAUUUCACCAAUUUCAAUGAUUUAACGUAUAUUUUAACCACUUCCAAUGAUUCAAUUUCCUUUAUCUUCAAUAAUCUCGUUCAAUUCAAACUUCCCACCAAUUUCAAGCUCACUAACCAUACAAAUUUCGAUUUAUUCCAUCACCUUUUCAUAAAUGAUAAGAACCAAUUAAUAAAGUUCGAGAUAUCCUUCAAUAAGCAUAUAGUAGACAUUAUACUCAUCUUCUGUAAGAUCAAAUUGAUUAUGAACAAUUUCCAAGCAGAUUUAUCCCAGAUUGUUAAGAGUUUCCUGUCUUUUUUGACAUUAUUCGAUAGAUAUAUGGGCAAUUAUUUCGACAAUUUGGGUAUAGAGUGUAAUGAAGGGGAUAGCUAUAAGACAGUCAUCGGUAGUCUUCAAAAUAUCUUAUUAACUCAUUUAAUACCUAAAAAGUUGAAUGAUUAUUUCCUAAAUCAGUUUGGUGAAAGAGGUUUGAAACGUCUUUCUAAAGAAGGUAAUGAUACUUAUGAUAACAUCAAGGAUACAGUAUUCAAGAAUAUCAUUCAAAACUUUGAAAAGUUGGUUAUAGUACUUAAUAAUCUUCGAGGAAUCAUCCAUUGGUGUGGUAUUAAUGGUACCGAUUUCGGUAUUUCCAUUCAAGAUAUUGAUACUAUUUUGACCACCAUCAAACAACAAAUUAAACAUUUCUACCAACUCAUUUGGAAUAGUAAUGAAGAACAGAAACUCUUCAAUAAGUUUUUGAAUUGGUUUAAAUUCCUCAUUGAGUGUUUGGUGAAGGAGAAUAACGAUGAAGAAAUCAAAAUCAUUCCAAAUUUACAUAAUUCUGAUCUUCUUAGUUACUUUAAUAAUUAUUUAUUCCACUCCAAGGUCAAUGAUUUCUUGAAAUUUGAUGCAGAUUUGGAUAUUCUAAGAAUUGACAAUACUCAAGAUUUGUUGAAUGAGUGCAAAUUAUUGGACAACAGUAUAUCUGAAGGCAUUUUCACUCCAUUUGAAGGUUUCUUUGUUAAAAGUUCUAUAUUCAAUGAUGCUGUGGAUUUGAAUUUAAGUGAUUGUCAAAUUUUCAACAUUAAGAAUAAUGCAUUCCUAUUUUCUACUGAAAAUCAUCAAUUAUCCAUCAUUAACGUCAGUACAAUGGAUAAAAAAACCUUAAAGUUCGAUAAGAUCAUCAAUUAUCAGAUAUUCAACGAAUUUUUAAUCAUUUUGCAUCAAUCGCAAAAGACUUACAUGGAGAAGUUUUCAAUUGAACAGAUCUUCAACGGAGAUUUGAAAUCUUUAGAGGUGAAAGAGAUUGAUUCAGAUAAACCUCAACUUCUUGUGGUUAACGAAGUUAGAAGUUCAGGUUGUUUAUUUGAAGGUAAUAGAAAAGAUUAUAGUUUAAUCAAAUUGUGA
This is a messenger RNA of Yamadazyma jaroonii, 1764 nucleotides long. The record is from the annotation of a GenBank genome assembly. NCBI's taxonomy places the organism in Eukaryota, Fungi, Ascomycota, Pichiomycetes, Serinales, Debaryomycetaceae.